GCGCACCUAUCGAUACCAAAGCACGACUAUCGCCCACCUCCAGCUGCCACACUGUUUCCUGUCCAACUUUUUUCGCUCUUUCUUUCUUUUAACAGCGACUGAGUUAAAAUGGCAGUGCGCUACGAGCUGGCAAUUGGCCUGAACAAGGGCCACAAGACCACGAAGAUCAGGAAUGUGAAGUACACCGGCGACAAGAAGGUGAAGGGUCUGCGUGGAUCUCGCUUGAAGAACAUCCAAACCCGCCACACCAAGUUCAUGCGCGACUUGGUCCGCGAAGUUGUGGGCCACGCUCCUUACGAGAAGCGCACGAUGGAGUUGCUGAAGGUGUCCAAGGAUAAGAGGGCCCUGAAGUUCCUCAAGCGCCGCCUGGGCACCCACAUCCGUGCUAAGAGGAAGCGCGAGGAGCUGUCCAACAUCCUCACCCAGCUGAGAAAGGCCCAGACCCACGCCAAGUAAACGGACGGAAUCUGAUUCGGCAUCGGAAGGGAACCUGGAACGCUGUCUUGUGUUUUUAUUUGUUUCCGGUGACGUUACUUGAGAGCGGACCUAAGCAGCCCAGAAUUAAACAACAAAAAAACUUUAAAAACCCAA
This is a messenger RNA of Drosophila erecta, 591 nucleotides long. It is a transcript of the gene RpL36, whose product is annotated as 60S ribosomal protein L36. The record is from RefSeq and is a predicted model, not a curated record. Gene Ontology annotation, cellular component: ribosome; cytosolic large ribosomal subunit. NCBI's taxonomy places the organism in Eukaryota, Metazoa, Arthropoda, Insecta, Diptera, Drosophilidae. The coding region runs from base 109 to 456 and encodes 115 amino acids. The transcript has 3 exons. Gene Ontology annotation, molecular function: structural constituent of ribosome. Gene Ontology annotation, biological process: cytoplasmic translation.